Messenger RNA from Octodon degus (degu), 2683 nucleotides. RefSeq names its product spermatogenesis-associated protein 31A1-like. The transcript has a single exon. The record is from RefSeq and is a predicted model, not a curated record. The annotation marks the transcript as partial. NCBI's taxonomy places the organism in Eukaryota, Metazoa, Chordata, Mammalia, Rodentia, Octodontidae.
AUGGGCUCAUCCCCGCCUAUCGCUGCAGCUAAGACUCCAAUUUCUUACAGCUUGCAGAUGCUGCUGCCUGACCCAAGGAACUCUCUGCAACCCUCAUAUGAACACGACCCUGCUUCUGGGGGCACAAGUCCACUUCUAACACCCCUUCCACCAUAUAAGGAGGAUGUGGGUGCUGCUGCCAUGGCUCCCAUUGAGCCUGACCCUUCUCUGCUCAUUCAGCGCCUUCUACCUCUGGCCUCUUCUGCAUCACCAGGCCCAACAGCAGCCUCCUUAGACCUUGGGUGCUCACCCACAUCCCUCACAGCCUCUCAGUCCCCAGAGCCACUGCUUCCACUAAAAAGACUUUCACCCCCACCAUUUACACUUCCUGUCAGCCCACCAUAUCGCCAUGAUCCUAACACAUCCCCAAAACGCUGGUGGGACUCGAAAGAGAGGCUAGACCAACAGCUCGGUCCUCAUCACCUUGCAUAUAUGAAGAUGUUGGGUAUCCCCUUUGGGCAGACUUGGAUCCAGUUCUUCUGGGGUCUGCCCUCCCUGCACAGUGAAUCCUUGGUUGCUGCUGCCUGGAUCUCGCAGAAUCCUUCUCUGCAGACUACCCCUCUUUUAUUUAACCAAAUCACAAAUGUAGGCCCAAAUGAAUUGGAAGAUAAAAUGUCCCCACAGCCCCAGUCCUCUCUUCACCACCAAAUGCCCUCUCUGGUUCAAUCCACCACCAAAUCCCAAACCAGUUCUCUGCAAAAAGCCCAUUCCCCAGCCCAUCUGCAAGCUUUUACCCCAUGCUUCCCUCCAUGUUAUCUUUGCCAUGGCAGGGCGUAUAAAGCAGCUUGGCCUGCACCCCAGGACAUUCCACAACAGCUCAGCCCCACUGAAGCUCCACGCACAGGAAGGGCCUUAAGAUCACAGGCCCAGAGUGAGUUGGCCUCCCAAUCAAUGGCCCUAGGCUCUGAGGAAGACUACAGUUCUCUCACUCCAAAGCUUUCCGAGGACCACUGGCCCUCUGCCAGCCCUCUUCAGGCUUUUUCACUUAGUCCAGAGAACUGGUACCAAGUAGCCCACCAUAUUAAAAAGUUGGUCAUUCAAUACCAGCAGAACCUGACCCACAGGAUCCAAGGACCUGUAGAAGUCACAGAGCCUCAGAGUGCCACAGCUCACUCAGGAGAGAGAGAGGAUGAACCUGGUCCUUCAGAGUGUUCCUCCAUGUCUCCUGGUGGCUGUAAGAAGGAAGUGCAGGAGGUUAAGCUGCAGAGAGAGGACAGGAAUGUGGAGCAAAUUCUAGACACUGUCCGGAAAGAUCCAUCGAGGUCCUUGGAAAGAGGUUCAGGGAAGUUUCUGGGGGCAACAUCGGCAGAGUGUGAAAGAAACCUCAAAAGAACUAUGGAAGAUCACAAAAAUCACAUAGAGCAUAUCUUGAGAGCACAUCUGUGUGUGAAGUCAAAGCAGACCCAGGAGGGAUGGAUCCCUCUGAGAGUGCGCCGGUCCUGGCUUUCUUACAAUGGAGCUUUGUUCACCCAGGUAGAUACCAAAAAUCUGAAAUCCCUCAAGAGACAGGACUCUAGCGUGACCACAUGCCAGAAACUCCCCUCUCUUAAUCCAUGUACUCUGAAGACCCUAGAGGUGCAUAUUACAAUGAUUUCGGUGAGACACAAAUGGCGUCUCCCUCUCAAGCUCCUUAGGACCAUACACCUCUUUAAAGAGGGAAAAUCUCCACUCUCAUCUUCUCAAUAUUCAUUUUCUUCCACAGCCAUGGGCAUGUCCUUUGUUGACUCUAGCGUUGAACAUGCGAAGUUCCUAGAACCAACACCUGUAGCAGGUCAAAUCGAGGAGGUGACACUUAAUGGGUCUGUCCCCACAUUGGGCAGACUGCUUGUCUCCUCACCCAUGUGUAAGGAGACUGUGACAGCCCUAACAGGGAUCUCACCUGAUGAUGCCCAGGGCUCCGUAAAUGCCCCUCCAGCUGGACUGGGCAACACGCAGCCUUCCCAGCAGUUGAUACACAGUCCCUCCAGCAUGACCUGCAAGAGCAGAAGCAUGCUGGACACAGGCAGAGGCAGCCUAGAAAUUUCUGCAGUGCCUGCAAUGUGUGGUGUGCAGGCCAGAGCACAGCUAGGGCCUCAGCUAGGCAUCGGGAAAGCAUUAGAAAAUACAAUGAAGAUACAGUUAAGGAAUCAGGCCCCAAUCUCUAUCCCUGAUAUGAACAUUCUGGACUCCUCUGUGGAUUCAAUCCAAGCUCCAAACACUUUGUCCUCUAUGGCAUCAAAGAGCCAUCUCCACAACACAAGCCUUAAGGACAUGAUAAAUUCACAGAUGUUAGACAGUGAAAAGAUCCUGGAUCAACAGAAGCUUAGGAUCCCAAAUCAUCAGCACCCAUGGAAGAUGGAAAAGAUAUGGGUCCCAAAAAACAAGGGUGAGGCCUGUAGGACACACAGUCCAAAAAUACUUGAAGGCAAGGAAAUCUCCACACCCAGCCAGGAUGGAAUUGAAGACACCAUUAUAUGGAAAGCCACUGAGCUCCUUCCACAGAAGAAAUCUGUUCCUGUGGAAGGCUACUUCCAAAGAAGGAUGAAGUCAUUUUUACAGUGGGUUUCUCCAAAGAAACACAACACAGGUCCUGAGGAAGCCCAGAAGAAAGCCAAGACUGCAUCCUCCUCUGCCCAGAGACAGAGAUUGGACAAAAGCAUUCCAA